Messenger RNA from Symbiodinium natans, 2583 nucleotides. Lineage: Eukaryota; Dinophyceae; Suessiales; Symbiodiniaceae. The record is from the annotation of a GenBank genome assembly.
AUGGCGGAGAUUUCCCAUGUCGUCGCCAUCCGUUACGGCCAGGAAAGCAAGGUGUUGAUCCCAGAGGAGCUGCUCCACCACAAGAGCAACAAGUCAUAUGUCCAACUGCGGCCAACAUCCCAUCCCAUCGUCCAGUUGCUGACAGGGCGACGAGGCCAGGUCAAUGCCAGUCUUUCCAACUCGGGUGCCAUGCAGAGCUUGGUCAAGAAAAGAAAUGCCGAGUUUGACAAGCCGCCAGCUGAUGGACCAGAGCAAUUGUUCGAGGAUGCCCCUAGCUCCAAGGCAUCCAAGAAACGGGGGCCAGCCAGACCAAGUGGCGAGGAUGUUGCCAUCCAGGUGAGAGAGACCACCGUCCAUUGCUUGAUGCAGGGGAAGCGCCCCAGGGCCUCAGCCUUGACGGUGGAGUUGGAGGCCAACCAGCUGACGGCCAUCAUCGAAACCGUUCGUGAGGAAGACCUAGACCAUGUACUCGGCCAAGCCAAGCGAAGCUACAAGAAGAAGCAGAAAAACUGUGACAGUGCAUGCUUGCAGGAACCAGUGCUGUAUCAGUUCGAAGCCAUGGCUGUCCCUCCAGCUGUGAUCCAAGAGGUCGAAUCCAUAGUGAAUGGUGCGGAGCCAGUGAACACCAGGGUGACCAAGGUCUUGAAGGUGCUGGAAAGCCAUGGGCUUUGCCAGACACAGUGCUUGCAGCCCAAGCAGGUGCUUUGCCACCCCUCCAACAGAGGAGGUCAGAUGGUGAGCCAUUUUGAUGUUUGGGCCAAGGGGCACCAGUUGCUUGCCGUUGGACUGCAAGUCCAGCUGUUGGAAAACUCCAUCUGCGUCCAGCUCGCCACAGAUCCGCAGAAGCGCCAGCAGCAGGUGUGGAAAAACCAGCAGCUUGUCCAGGAAGCCGGAGGCUCCCUGGCACCAGUGAGUGGCUUUCUGAGCCUAGCCUCCAGCCACACCACGGCAUUUCUCAGAUGCCUCGAGCAUGGCUGCCAAGAUGCCAAUGGCAAAGCCAUCAGCGUGCCCAGAACGGAUCCAGUUUGGGAAGCCAUCCAGAAGGGCUGGAAGUGGCACGUUGUUGCCUCCUCGGUGGAGGAAGUCAUGCCAAGCUUGCCACAGUUCUUCCAGGUCGGUGCCAACAGUGGCAACGCCAUUGGCACGGCCACCAGCGAGCUCGAGGCAGCCUGCCAGAUCGCAGCCCAACUCCAGCUGGGAUCCACUUUGGAGGCCGCCAUCAAGCAGGUGGCAAGCGGGGAGGUGGCCUGCAGAGCCAGUUUGGCCAGUAUAGGCCAUUAUGUGUCGAGGUAUGGCGGGGGCCCAGGGGCGCCGCUGCUCCGAUUCCUCUCCCAAUUCGGGUCCAUGUUCGGUGCGACACUCAUGUUAGGCACAGACUUUACCGACACUCUUGCCAACAUGACUUUUCCAGAGGCGACCAACCUCUUUCCGCUGACCCGGACGGCCGUCUGGGCGAGCCAAUUGACUUCCCAGAAAAGCAAUGAUGGGUUUGCAAGGUUGUUGGUGAGGUCGGACUUGCAAAAACUUUCCACGCCAUCCAUCCUGGACCAAGUGAAGGCCGGGGAGUCCAUGCUGGCGGACUGCUGGCACCUUAUCCAGUCCCAGCUGCCCGCCGCCACUGCUGAGAACCACAAGAAGACCCUCCAUCUGUACAGGUGCUUUGGCAAGCUCUGUGUGAGGACCAUCCUCUUCAUCGUGAAGAAGCAGAAGCAUGCCCCAGACCAGGUGUGCUUCGACACCUUGCCAGAGAUCCUGGACAAGUUCACACAGGAGGUGUCGGGUGUGCCCACUCCAAGCCAGGCGGCCUCCAGUCAGGCAGGCCAGGUUGAGGAUGCGGUGAAGGCCCAGCCGUACCAGGCCAUGCUGCUGCAGAACAGCCACAUCAAGGUGGGCGAGCUGUUCUGCCUUCCCAAAGAGCAUGGGUCCAAGGUCUUCGAGCUCUUGGAGGUGACCAACGACGGGGCCACCAUGCAGCAUCGUCCCAUUCUGUUGCCAGUACAGAAUGUGCAAGUUGCCUUGGGCGACUUGAAGAAGUGGAGGGUGUCCAAGCAGCGGAUGCCUUUCCUGGCAGAAGAGGCCAUGGUGGCCAAGGCUUUCCCCACAGAGCAUGCCAUGGCUGUGGAAGAGUUCCAGAAAGCCCAAGUGGUCUGUGCCUUGCACGAAGCUUACCAGAAGCACUCCUGCCAGGACCAGGAGCUGCUCGGCUUCGCUUGCAGCCCCCAGGCACUGUUUGCCAGGCAGACCCUCCAGCCUAAGAAGCUCAAGCUGCUUCCCAUAGGCCCUGUCUCCAAGGUCAAAGAGCCGGGGAAGGCCAGGUUGGUCGUCCAUGCGUUCGGAGAGAAAUGGUCCAUUGGCAGCUGGAAACAAGAUGUGGACCAGCAUGGGGUGGCGGUCCCGUGGUUCUGGUGCAAGCCAGUAGAUGCUCCACUUGCCAACAUGCAGUGGACCACUGUGAAGCAGGGACCAGCCACCAUUCCCAUGCUUCAGAACCACGUCCGCAUUCCAGGCAAAAGCAUGAUUUUGUGCGAGAACCAGCUCGAGGAGCCAGCAGAAUCGGCCAAGAAGAAAGCCAAGACCAAGUGA